Messenger RNA from Nelumbo nucifera (sacred lotus), 3310 nucleotides. RefSeq lists its product as uncharacterized. Gene Ontology annotation, molecular function: chromatin binding; RNA polymerase II transcription regulatory region sequence-specific DNA binding; histone binding. The record is from RefSeq and is a predicted model, not a curated record. Gene Ontology annotation, biological process: positive regulation of transcription by RNA polymerase II. Gene Ontology annotation, cellular component: nucleus. Lineage: Eukaryota; Viridiplantae; Streptophyta; Magnoliopsida; Proteales; Nelumbonaceae.
GUCAUGACGUCUUAUAUAUAUCCACAUCUCUCUUCUCUCUCUCUUUCCAUCGUUUCACACUUUCUCCCUCCUCCAAUUGGCUCCAACCGCGAGCGUAUACCCAGCUUUUGGAUUGGGUUGUUGCCGCCCCUGUGAGUUCCAGUGCUGUCGUUGGGAAGGAAAACCCUAACCCUCUCCAUAAUUCGAUCUGUCUCUCCUUCUUCUUAUUGUGAAGGAAGGAAAACCCUAAUUUUGUCAUCGGACUGUGUUAUUCAAUAAAAUUCGCGUUUCAACGAAGGGGGAUUUUAAUUCAUUCCACUCACUGGACUUUCAUAUUCGAUCUGGAGGGGCUUUCAAUCGAAUAGGCCUUCCAGGAGAGGGGUUUUGAAUGGGAGAAGGCAAUGCUUGCGUAACAGCGUUGACAGAUGGCGAGAUACCGCAGGAGAGUUCAUCAAGAAUCGAAUCAAAACGUGAUCAUCAAUCGGUUGUAGAUGCUACCGAACCGGAACCAUUCCCCAGCAAGAAGCAAGCAAAAGAAACAUCAAACGAAGAAUCUAACUCUGAAGUUCUGAAUCCCAAUGUUUCACCCAGAGAGAAUACGUCUAGCUGUCGAACUAUCUCCAGCCAACCUGUUGAGUUGGUCAGCGAUAGCCGUCUGGGAUGUGGUGACGAGACGUCUACCAGUAUGGGCAAUUCAAGCAUGGAGAGUAUGAGUGAUGAUGAACUUGAGCUUCUUCAUAGUAGAAACAAUGUUUCUCCUGUUGCUGAAUCUACCAUAUCGCAAGUUGUAAUGGAGGCAUCAAAUCCUGUUGGCUCCUGCGGAGUUAGAAGACUAAUAUUCAAGUUCAGCAAGAGAAAGGAGGACUACAACAAUGGAGAGCCAUCUUCCCUAGCUCAGCCUGAAAGGAAGGGAGUAGACAAUUUCCUCGAUUGCAAGAAGCCCGAGGUGAACUCCUUGGCAUUGACUGGGUCGAGUGUGGACAUGCUCAUGGGUACUUCGGGGAGGGGCUUUUUUGAAACAGAAAACGAUGACCCCGAAAGAAAAAUGGAAUUAAAGAUGUCCAAGAAGGUUGGUUUUAACAGUUACAUUACAAAUGUCAAAAAGUUGUUCUCAACCGGUAUUCUAGAAGGGGCUCUUGUGAAGUAUAUUUCAUUUGCUCGAAAGAAAGAGCUUCGUGGAGUUAUAAGAGGCUGGGGUUAUUUGUGUGGUUGUCCACUAUGUAAUUUUACACAAGUUCUCAAUGCUUAUGAGUUUGAGCAGCAUGCUGGAUGCAGAACUAAACAUCCCAAUGAUAACAUAUUCCUGGAGAAUGGGAAGUCUGUUCAUGGUAUUGUCCAGGAGUUGAAGAGCACUCCUCUUCACUUGUUGCAAGAGGUGAUUCAUGCAGUUGCUGGUUCAUCAGUCAAUGAGAAAACCUACCUGGCUUGGAAAGAAUCACUCCAAAUGGUAAAAGCUCAACAUAUUAAUGAGAAGGUUGGAAAAGAGAACCGAUAUCUACUGAAGCAUCUUGACUUGAGUCAUUCAACUGCAAGCUGCACUAGCCAACAAAUUACAAACAGCCUUGAUCAUGCUUCAGGUUUCUUUCCACAGAAGUUUCCUAUAAAACAGAAGAGUUCAAUGAAGCAAAAAACAGCAAAAGUGCGGAAACAAAUAACAAAAAGGAUGAAUUCCAACACUUGUAACUCUGCUGCGCAACAGAAGAGUAUCACUGAUACUGUAGGCAGAAAAAGGGAUAAUGAUCUUCACCGGUUGCUUUUUUUGCCAAAUGGACUUCCAGAUGGUGUAGAGUUGGCCUACUAUUCCAAAGGACAGAGAUUGCUUGAUGGCUAUAAGCAGGGAAAUGGUAUAGUGUGUAGUUGCUGCAACAAUGAGAUCAGUCCCUCACAGUUUGAAGCUCAUGCUGGAUGGGCAACCAGGCGUCAACCCUAUCGUCACAUCUAUACAUCUAACGGACUUUCACUUCACGAUUUAUCCAUGUCAUUAGCAAACGGACAAAAUAUUGCUACUGGUGACAGUGAUGAUAUAUGCACAGUAUGUGGAGAUGGAGGGGAAUUGAUCCUUUGUGAUGGAUGUCCUCGGGCUUUUCAUACAGCAUGUUUGGAAUUACAGUGCAUACCAGAGGGUGAUUGGCACUGUCCAUAUUGUAAAGAUAAAUUUGGGCCUGGUAGAAAGACAGGUUGUGGUGAAUCCUCAAGUGCUGCACGGCCCAUUACCAUAAGGUUGACACGAGUUGUUAAAGCACCAGCAGCUGAAAUUGGUGGUUGUGUUGUUUGCAGGGCCCACGAUUUCAGUGUGUCAAAGUUUGGUGAGCGAACUGUUAUUCUUUGUGACCAAUGUGAGAAGGAGUACCAUGUUGGUUGUUUAAGGGCCAGUGGAUUAUGCGAUCUUAAGGAACUACCUAAGGGGAAGUGGUUUUGUUGUGAGGAUUGCAGUAGGAUCCAUUCUACACUACAGAAUUUGCUACUCAGUGGAACUGUGAUGAUUCCACCAUCAGUAUCGAGCAUAAUAAACAAGAAGCUUGUAGAAAAAGGCCUAACAAAUGAAGCUCACAAUGAUGUGCAAUGGCAACUUCUAAGUGGGAAAAUGGACUCUUCAGACCAUCGCCCAUUGCUUUCCAAGGCUGCUGCAAUCUUUCGUGAAUGCUUUGAUCCUAUAGUUUUGUUCGGUCGCGAUCUAGUACCUGCUAUGGUUUAUGGGAGAAAUUUAGCUGGCCAAGAAUUUGGGGGAAUGUAUUGUGUUGUUCUGUCUGUAAAUUCUGUUGUUGUAUCAGCUGGAAUUUUAAGAAUUUUUGGCCAGGAGGUUGCAGAACUUCCUUUGGUAGCUACAAGUAGACAAAAUCAAGGAAAGGGUUAUUUUCAAGCAUUGUUUUCAUGCAUUGAGCGGUUAUUAUGUUCCUUGAAAGUGGAAAAUCUUGUUCUCCCUGCUGCCGAGGAAGCCGAAUCAAUCUGGAUGAAUAAAUUGGGCUUUAGGAAGAUGACAGAGGAACGACUGAUGAAGUAUACGAAGAAUCUACCGCUGAUGGGUUUCCAAGGAACUUCAAUGCUAGAGAAGGCAGUGUCCCAAAUAAUAGACUAGCAGUCUCUUUGUAGCAACAACUAGAUUGUAUGUUAUUUUUUUAAAUUUUUUGUAUUUUUGCUGCCAUUUUGUUCCACGGGCAGCCAGAUUUAUUGAUGUUGGUUCCGUGUAAAGAUGGAUGGAUGCACUCGUGCACAAUGCAUGAGCCUGGUAAUAGGCCAAUAUUGACGCAUGCAGAGCGUAACCCUGUUGGUCUAUUAAUGCAUUAUUUGUUUGUUUAAAUGGGAGAUUUAAUUUGUUGUUUCCCUUGUCCCA